Messenger RNA from Aspergillus viridinutans, 333 nucleotides. RefSeq lists its product as uncharacterized. The transcript has a single exon. Lineage: Eukaryota; Fungi; Ascomycota; Eurotiomycetes; Eurotiales; Aspergillaceae. The record is from RefSeq and is a predicted model, not a curated record. Bases 1 to 333 code for a protein of 110 amino acids.
AUGUCCCACGUCCACGCCACCCCGCAGACCCCAACCCUAGCCACCACCCCGGGAACAGGCCGCCUCCCCACCGCAACCUCACACAUCCGCAUCGCGCGCCCCUGUCGUGAUUUCACCGCCGCAGAGCGCUUCUACGUUACCGGACUAGGCCUCAAAGUCCUCUGGCGGAGUGGGCCCGCGCACGAAGUCGAGGGCGGCCAUGAGCUGCUGAUGCUGGGGUGGCCGGGCGCAGCGUGGCAUUUGGAGCUAGUGCUGGUGACUGAUAGCGAGGAGGAGCAUGUGCCGCGGCCGACUGAGGAGGAUCUGUUGGUUAUUUAUGUGGAUGGCGAUUAA